Physcomitrium patens is the source of this 1185-nucleotide messenger RNA. RefSeq names its product 14-3-3-like protein. The record is from RefSeq and is a predicted model, not a curated record. NCBI's taxonomy places the organism in Eukaryota, Viridiplantae, Streptophyta, Bryopsida, Funariales, Funariaceae.
AAGAAUGCAACAUGCUUGGCUUAUAUUUUGUCGACAACUUUUCCCCUACUCUAUUAACACAUUACUCAAAUUUUGCACCAUCAUUUUCCAUUUGCUUUGUGCGUCAAAUUUCUUAAGUUAUCAUAUAUUAUAGAUUUUAUUUUUUAAAAGCAUUGCAAAAGAAUUUGAGAUACUGGUUUUGUAGAAGGUAUGGCAACAGACUCGCGUGAAAGCAAUGUUUACAUGGCAAAGCUUGCAGAACAAGCUGAGCGCUAUGACGAGAUGGUGGAAGCAAUGGAGAAAGUAGCUAUGACUGCCGACAUUGCAGAACUUACAAUAGAAGAACGCAAUUUGUUGUCGGUGGCUUACAAAAAUGUCAUCGGUGCAAGAAGAGCCUCGUGGAGGAUUAUUUCAUCCAUUGAACAAAAAGAAGAAGGAAAAGACAAUGCAGAGUUUGCAGAAGUGAUCAAAGCAUAUCGUGCUAAAGUGGAGUCAGAAUUAAACACUAUCUGUGGAGGUAUUUUGAACCUUUUGGACAAUCACCUCAUUCCACCAUCUGUAUCAGGGGAGUCAAAAGUUUUUUAUCUUAAAAUGAAAGGGGACUAUCAUCGCUACCUUGCCGAGUUCAAGACAGGUGCUGAAAGAAAAGACGCUGCCGAAGCCACAUUACUCGCUUACAAAUCUGCACAAGAUAUUGCUCUCACCAACUUGGCACCCACGCACCCUAUACGAUUGGGAUUGGCUCUCAAUUUCUCUGUGUUUUAUUAUGAAAUUUUAAAUUCUCCAGACAGAGCUUGCAGUCUUGCUAAGCAGGCGUUUGAUGAAGCCAUUGCGGAGCUUGAUACUUUGGGUGAAGAAUCUUACAAAGACAGUACUCUCAUUAUGCAACUCUUACGAGAUAACCUCACACUGUGGACAUCUGAUUUACAAGAGGAAAUUCCAGCAUCAUCUGAGGCUCCACAAGCAGAGGUGAAAGUUGAAGCAGAGUAGAAAUGUUCUUCUGUGCUGAAGUCAAUUGACAUUCAUACAUCUAAACCAUUUUGUAAGAUUUUUUUGAUUGGGUUCACAUAAAAUUAAAAUUUGAAGAAUCAUUUACAGAAAAAAAUGCAAUCAAUAUUGUGUGUUGUAACUUUUCAAAUUCUAUUCAAACAAUGUAUCAGUGUAAAGAUAAUAAAAUUGUUCAUGAGGUCUUUAUAAUAGAAAUUA